AUGGCAGAGUAUCAAGAAAAUACGGGUCAAUUGAUCAGUGCGGACGAGAUUGCCCUAUACGAUCGUCAAAUUCGUCUUUGGGGUGUUAAGGCCCAGGAAAAGAUCCGAUCCGCGAACAUACUUCUGAUCACCUUCAAAGCGUUGGCGAAUGAGAUUGCAAAGAAUCUUGUCCUAGCAGGCAUUGGUACUUUGACAAUUGUUGAUCAUGAAAAUGUCAAAGAAGAAGAUCUCGGGGCGCAGUUCUUCAUAUCUGAAGAGCAUGUGGGCCAAAAUCUUCAGCGCGCUCAAGCUGCAGCGCCUGCAAUCCAUGCCAUGAAUCCCAGGGUGCAACUGCGGGUUGAUACGGAGGAUAUUCACUCCAAGCAACCGGACUUCUUCGCACAGUUCGAUAUUACUAUUGCAACCGAGCUUGACUUUGCUACAUAUUCAACAAUCAAUGCAGCAUGCCGUAUUGCCAAUCGCCCUUUCUACGCUGCCGGAUUGCACGGAUUCUAUGGGUACGCAUUCGCCGAUUUGAUUUCCCAUGAUUUCGUCAUCGAACGGUCCAGAUCGAAUGUUUCGCCAGCCAUGCAGGAAACCCCUACUAGGAGCAUCGUCAACAUAACUACAAAGAAGGAAAACGACAAAGUUAUUGAGAUGGUAACAAAGCGAGAGAUAUACUCUCCUCUGAUCUUAGCAAACACGUCACCUCUCCCUGAAGAUCUAACUCGUCUGCCACGGAGACGACGACAGGUGACACCCCUGCUGACCUGCCUGCGCGCAUUGUGGGAGUUCCAGAAGCUCUCUGGUGGCAGGCUACCGUCCUUCUCUCGGGAGGACCUGGAGCUCUUUACCAAGCUCGCUCGCGAUCGGCACCAGGAAUUGAAGCUCGACAUCAGCACACUCGACUCGGAGUUCCUGCGCACCUUCCUCCAGAAUCUGGGCAGCGAGCUGAGUCCCGUCGCAGCGUUCGUCGGCGGCAGCCUGGCACAAGACGUGAUCAAUGUCCUGAGCGCUCGGGAGCAACCGCUGCAGAAUCUCCUACUCUUCGACGGUGAGAAAUCCGUCGCGCCUAUCUACCCCCUGCACCCUUUCUUUCCCCGGAUGUGGAAAAUGCGCUUCCUGCCAUCCCUCCCGUAG
Messenger RNA from Aspergillus clavatus NRRL 1, 1119 nucleotides. Its product is annotated as E1 ubiquitin-activating protein AOS1. The coding region runs from base 1 to 1119 and encodes 372 amino acids. The record is from RefSeq and is a predicted model, not a curated record. Gene Ontology annotation, biological process: protein sumoylation. Gene Ontology annotation, cellular component: SUMO activating enzyme complex; cytoplasm. The transcript is spliced from 4 exons. NCBI's taxonomy places the organism in Eukaryota, Fungi, Ascomycota, Eurotiomycetes, Eurotiales, Aspergillaceae. Gene Ontology annotation, molecular function: SUMO activating enzyme activity.